Thyridium curvatum is the source of this 984-nucleotide messenger RNA. RefSeq lists its product as uncharacterized. The coding region runs from base 1 to 984 and encodes 327 amino acids. NCBI's taxonomy places the organism in Eukaryota, Fungi, Ascomycota, Sordariomycetes, Thyridiales, Thyridiaceae. The record is from RefSeq and is a predicted model, not a curated record. Gene Ontology annotation, molecular function: hydrolase activity, hydrolyzing O-glycosyl compounds. The transcript is spliced from 3 exons. Gene Ontology annotation, biological process: carbohydrate metabolic process.
AUGAAGUCCGCCCUCCUCCUCCUCCUCGCCUCGCCCCUCGCGGCCCUCGCGGCCCCGGCCGUCCAAGGCCGCCAGGCGGCGCAGAGCAUCGACGCCCUGAUCAAGGCCAAGGGCAAGCUCUACUUCGGCACCUGCACCGACCAGGGCCGCCUGACGAGCGGCAAGAACGCCGCCAUCAUCGACGCCAACUUCGGCCAGGUCACGCCCGAGAACAGCAUGAAGUGGCAGUCGCUCGAGAGCACGCGCGGCCAGUACAACUGGGCGCCCGCCGACUACCUCGUCAACUGGGCCACGACGCACAACAAGACGAUCCGCGGCCACACCAUCGUCUGGCACUCGCAGCUCGCCGGCUGGGUCGGCAACCUGCGCGACAAGACGCAGCUGACGCAGGCCAUCCAGGAGCACGCCAAGACGGUCAUCGGCCGCUGGAAGGGCAAGAUCCGCGGCUGGGAUGUCUGCAACGAGAUCUUCAACGAGGACGGCUCCCUGCGCCAGUCCGUCUUCUCCCAGGUCCUCGGCGAGGACUUCGUGCGCAUCGCCUUCGAGGCCGCCCGCGCCGCCGACCCGGACGCCGUGCUCUACAUCAACGACUACAACCUCGACAGCCCCAACGCCGCCAAGCUGACCAACGGCAUGGUCGCCCACGUCAAGAAGUGGAUCGCCGCCGGCGUCCCCAUCGACGGCAUCGGCACCCAGGGCCACCUGAACGCGGGCCAGGGCAGCGCGCUCGCGGGCGCCAUCAAGGCCCUCGCCGACAGCGGCGUCAAGGAGGUCGCUGUCACCGAGCUCGACAUCCAGGGCAACAACGCCAACGACUACGCCACCAUCACCAAGGGCUGCCUGGCCGUCAAGCAGUGCGUCGGCAUCACCGUCUGGGGUGUCCGUGACCAGGAUUCGUGGAGGCCUCAGGGCAACCCCCUGCUCUUCGACAGCGGUUUCAACCCCAAGGCUUCCUACAACGCCAUCGUUCAGGCUCUGCAAUAG